Klebsormidium nitens is the source of this 721-nucleotide messenger RNA. NCBI's taxonomy places the organism in Eukaryota, Viridiplantae, Streptophyta, Klebsormidiophyceae, Klebsormidiales, Klebsormidiaceae. The record is from the annotation of a GenBank genome assembly.
CGGUUCGCCAGGUGAGGACUCAGAAGCGUGAGUCGGAAAGAAGCUCUCAAGAAGGUCACUCAGUUGGGUAGAUCUGUCCUUCAGACUUCAAGUUCAGCCUCCAGGGCGGAUCAGCAAGGAAAAAAAGCUGCCAUGGAUGCUUUCAGCUCACCACGGCCGUCCUCGUCUGGGGGCCCCUCAAAUGAAGAAAUGAUGGAUCAAGUGCGGACGCAGCUGGCGCACGCAUACGCGGAAGAAUUCUUCGCUACGGUUCGAGACAAGUGCUUUGCCAAGUGCAUCACGAAGCCUGGGAGCAGUCUGAGUGGCUCGGAAGCCAGUUGUGUAUCUCGUUGUGUGGAUCGAUAUAUAGAAGCGACCGGGGUAGUCUCCAGAGCAGUGUUGAAUGCUAGUCCACGAUAGCUCAAACCAACGGGAUUGUAAUAUAAUGGUGCAACGGGAUAACCCUGACGGGGCUUACUCGGUGUUUGGAUUCAAUGAGGCCAAGCGAGCGAGCAAAGUCUCCUUGUAUCACUGCUUAGGGCCCAGGAAGUGUGUCAGUAUAUUCGCCUCACGGAUCUGCUCUUUUUUGUUUGGAUUUUUGGGUCUGAGAGGCUCCGGCUCCAAACGUUGAACCGCUUAUUUGGCGAGGUCUUUGUGGGCCCAGCGUUGAGAGCUUUCAAGCGACAUCUGGCUGCUUGCAGUACCGAAAGAGAUAACGACAGAAGUUGCCAGUCGAAAUCCG